Molecule: messenger RNA, 1724 nt
Organism: Camelus dromedarius (Arabian camel)
Lineage: Eukaryota; Metazoa; Chordata; Mammalia; Artiodactyla; Camelidae
Gene: NEK1
Product: NIMA related kinase 1
Molecular function (GO): protein kinase activity
Source: RefSeq, a predicted model, not a curated record
CGCGUUCGCGGAGGCCGACGCGGACCUGCAGGAGCUGCAGGCAUCCAUGGAGCGGCUGCUGCGGGAGCCAGGGGACGAGGACAGCGAGGAGGAGCGGCCGGCGCUGCAGAGCAGCGGCGCGGGGCCGGGUCCGGGAGACGAGGACGACAACCCCAGCAGCGACAGCGCGCUGCACGAGGCCUGGCACUCGGACAACAGUGAUGGUGAGGUCACUAGUGAGUGCGAAUACGAGAGUGUCUUUAACCAUCUCGAGGAACUGAGGCUUCACCUGGAGCAGGAAAUGGGCUUUGAAAAGUUCUUUGAGGUUUAUGAGAAAAUAAAGGCUGUUCAUGAGGAUGAAGAUGAAAAUAUUGAGAUUUGUUCAACAGUAGUUCAGAAUCUGCUGGGAAAUGAGCAUGAGCAUCUUUACGCCAAGAUUCUUCAUCUAGUCAUGGCAGACGGGGCUUAUCAGGAAGAUAAUGAUGAAUAAUCCUGAGAACAUUCUUUAAUCCUCAACUAUAUGGAAGUAUUUAAAUUUGGCUUAUCAGAGUAAUACGCUUCAGUGGGAAAUGUAGCAAUUUUUUAUAAACUAAAUGCGAAGAUUUAAGGUGGGCAUGCUGAUCGCAUGAAAAUGAUGGAGAAACAUGCCAUUUUCAAUUAAAUUCUAGUUUUUUAUCUAUUUUAUUUUGUUUGUUGAGUUCUAUAGUUACCUCCUACAGAAAGUAUACUUUAUUAAGUCAUCCAACCAAAGUGUAAGAGUCAUUGAUCCAGACUGGACUUAAUGAUUUUGAUGAAGACUUGCCGUGCAGCAGGUAACUUUCACUUUCAGCAGAUGUCUUUAAGUUGAAAGAAUUACUUUUGUUGUGAAGGACCUGUGUGGUUUUUCAUGUAAGUAUUUGUGUGACUUUUUGUUGUUGUUGUUGUUUACUUUUUUCAUGGCCAGCAAUUCUGGAUUAAAUAACCUUGUCAAGGGCUCUCUUUAAAUCUUUAUAUUUCUUUACAUUUCAAAGAUGGAAUUUUUAGCCUUAAACUUUAUAUUCUCAGUCAUUUCUCAGCCAGUGUGUCUCCUGAGUUAGCUCAGUGGAAAUAGAAUAUACAAACAAUCUUAGAAAUCAUCAAAACAUUUGAUUAUGAAACAAUAGCAAAAGUAUAUUUGCUUAUAUUUAAAUAGUUGGUUAAUUAUUUUUGCGUCUCUUUGAGGACCAGAACCAGGAAGGUUGUAUCUGAAAAUUAGUCUGUGGGUUUUAACACUGACCAAGCAUAUAGCAUACAGUUGCCCUCUUUGUUUCUAACUUCCUCUCAUGCAUGUACUUCAAGGGCGGUUGAGACUGAAAAGGAGAAAGGAGUCGUUUCUGUUUUGACACUGUGACAGUUUUGGUAACGGGUGUUCCAAAGGGGCAAAGGUUGGCUUCUUUCGUUUCCAUCAUGAGAGGAUGCGGUUGGAUCGUUAACGACGAUGGGCACAGCUUCAGGUGCAGUGUGCCAGGUGUUACACGGGUUCAUUAGAGUUGUCUGAAGUCCAGAUGCUUUUAGUAAUAAAAGCAGAAUUUUUGAAACUCUUGAGUACAAAGCAGCCUGAUUGGCAUAAUCUGUAAUUUGAACAGUAAAAAAUUAUCUUGCAGCACUAUCAGUACUAUGCUGAAUUUGUUAUGUAUAUUAUUUCUAACAUCUAAAACUAAAUACUUGAUUUUUAUAUGUUUGUUUACUUCAUGAUAUUACUAUUAAAUUGUUAUUAUCUACCUGAA